This is a messenger RNA of Anthostomella pinea, 510 nucleotides long. The record is from the annotation of a GenBank genome assembly. Lineage: Eukaryota; Fungi; Ascomycota; Sordariomycetes; Xylariales; Xylariaceae.
AUGACGAAGUUACUGAACCGCUGCCAAGCCAGAUGGUCUGAAUUCCUGUCCCGUUUUAACUUCAAGAUUGUCUACUGCCCCGGAAAGCAAGGAGCGAAGCCGGAUGCUCUGACCAGGAGGUCAGAGGACCUGCCUAAAGAGGGGGAUGAACGCCUGUUGCACCAGAGUCAGAUAGUGCUGAAAAGAGCCAACCUUGACGAUUUCUUACCUAUAAAUAGGAAACCGGAAGACCAGCCCGUCGAGUUGCCACCAACUCCAGCACAGACUCCUGAGGUUCCUGAACCAGUGCCUGCUGCCCAAGAACCCGUGCCGGGACCAGCCCGCCCCGCCAAGCGAGUACGAUUCGCAGACCUGAUCCUGAAGCUGUACGCGAUCACUCGCAGCCAGCUCCGUGGACCUGGAGCUCCAGACCACCGACCACAGCCCGAUUUGGAACCACCACGGCCUGCACUGCCCGUCGAGAGAACUGCACCGCUGCUAUCUCCCCAGAUCCAGGACCUUUUCAACUAA